Caenorhabditis sp. 36 PRJEB53466 is the source of this 5033-nucleotide messenger RNA. Lineage: Eukaryota; Metazoa; Nematoda; Chromadorea; Rhabditida; Rhabditidae. The record is from the annotation of a GenBank genome assembly.
AUGUUGCCUCUUUUUCGGUACGCACUUUUUCUUCUUCUCCUGAAUCUUGCUCGGAUUCACUCGAAAGAUGAACCGGUAUUUGUGAAGAGUGAGUCAAUUUUGCGGAGAAUUUCUCUAACGACUUCAUACAUCAGAUAACGAAGACAUUUGUCUGGAGGACGUGGAUCCGGGGCCUUGCCAGUACUACCAGGUACAAUGGUUCUGGGAUCAGCAGGACGAGGAGUGCAAGGAAUUCCAUUAUGGCGGGUGCAUGGGCACGAAGAACCGGUUCUCCUCGAAGCAACAGUGCGUGAAGCAGUGCAAGUACAAGAUGUUCAAUCCGGUCGCUGUGCCAGGUAGGAGAGAGAGAGGGCCGCCGCGUGUGGUUGUCAGGUUAAAAGAGAGAACUAGAACUAUUAGGAGAGCAAAACUACUUCAUUUCAGAUCUGUGUCUCCUCGACGCUGACCAAGGACACUGCGGAGACGAACGGAACGGCCAUUGGUGGUACUUUUUCAAUCAAGAAUCCGGAGAGUGCGAGAAGUUUUUCUAUUACGGAUGCGGCGGCAAUGACAACAAGUUCUACAGUAUGCACAUGUGCAGAAAAGUUUGUGCCGAACGACUUUCGCCUCAGAUUGGUAAGCGUCCAGCGGUCUUCACAAGCAAUUGGCAACUUUAGCCUGUGACCAAUGCGAUCUUCGCACUUCUUUUUGCAAAUCCCAUUCAAAGUUCAACUACACCUGCGAAUGUCGGAGUGGAUUCGAGAAGAAUCAGUACGGAGAAUGCAUAGGUAGGUCGAAAAUAUGAGAAGGAAACGGAAGAGCAAGAUUAAGACAUUGACGAGUGUCGUGGGUACAAAGCGGUUUGCGAUCGAAAUGCGUGGUGCGUCAAUGAGAUCGGAUCGUAUCGAUGCGAUUGCAUGGCAUCCUAUAGAGGAGACGGAAGACAUUGCACUUACGUCGGACUAGGUACUUUCGUUUGAGCGUGGCUUACUGUAGCUGUGACAGUUUAGGGAGAUCUUCAAUUGACUGCAAGGACUGCUCCAUCUAUUCCACGUGCAAUAACGGAGUGUGUCAGUGCAAAGAAGGGUACGAGGGCGACGGAUUCAACUGUACAGGUACUCCAACAUCUUCCGGUCUCUCUCUUCUCAGUGACUUGUUCAGAUGUGAAUGAGUGCUUGAGACAGCCAGAAAUCUGCGACAAAAACGCCGAGUGCAUCAACCGAGAGGGCAGUUUCAUAUGUACAUGUCUGGCUGGAUACGCUGGAAACGGCUACAACUGUACCGUAUCGAAAAGUGAGCUUCAUCCCAGACCAUCCACAUAAACUCCCUAUUGUGCGUCCAGAUUCCUGUCUGGAUAAGUUCGAUCACGACUACAAAGACACAUGUGGAAACGAGAACUGGAGACCGCACUUCUUCUUCAAUCAUCAGACCAGAAUGUUUGUAGUUUGUAGCUCUAGAAGCUCUAUAAACCAUUCUGCUCUUCAGGUGUGAGCAGUUUUGGUACGACGGGUGCCGUGGCCGAUCCCGUAACGUCUUCUCCGAGUACGAUACUUGCACUUCCAUGUGCGAAGAGACAAAUGUGCUUACGCGAGCAGGUCCGUUCCCACUUCUCCUUUUCCAGAUGAGCCCUCGUUGAGCCGUCGUCGAGCCUUUUUUGCGGGGCGCAACCAGCUCCAAUCGUAAAGUUUCCCAUUGCAUUUGUUCCGCUUCACUCUUUCAGCAUUGAAAAGUAAAGUGGCGGCUGGAUUAGCGUCACUUUUGAGGCGCCCGUUCUCGCUGGGAACCGGCGGCGCUCUUCCGGACUUGCUCCGCCUGACUCCUUAUAAUUGCCAUUCCCUUUUGCGCGCAGUGCGUAACCUCCACAUUGACGUACUUCUAUAGACGAUCAUUUCCGGCAGUGAGUAGUGCUUUGUUAGGCAACAUAUGCUGGUUGGUCAAGGACUUUUGCUGUUUUGUUCACUUGUUUAUUUCUGGGAUUGAGUGGGGUUAAGCCUUGAUCUUGGAGGUCUGAGUCGGAAGACUUUUCAACAAGUUCGAAUCUGUGAUCGUUAGUUCACCACUGCUAAGCUCCUAGAGUAGUGAGUCACUACCCUACUAGUGACUUCUUCAAGCCUGACUCCAAUCUCCAAAGAAGUCAGCUGACUGACAAUGUCAACUCUGCAAACUUCCUUCCGCGAACGUCCGAUUAACUGAACCUCUCCUCUCCCAAAAACACGCGUUCUUCAAUGUUUUGCCACCCAACCCUCUAACCGAAUCUUGCCGAUUGUCAAAAAUAGUCGAUGAUCCGACUCAAAGAUUAGUCAACUUCUUCUUCUACUUCUUCUGCUCCUUCCUCGACAAAUCAAAUUCUCAAUGAUUGUGGAGAGGGUGGUGUACAUACGUACUCACUCAAACAGAUAUAAUUCGAUUUUUGAUUUUAUGUCAAGAUAGUGGGGGUCGUCGUCGUCGCGCAGAGCUUAUAAGCGGCAAGAGCCGGGCACAGCUCUCCGAGUUUUUGGUCCCUCCGGACGGGCCUCGGAUGAGAAGACGGAAGACGUCGUCAGAAGAGAGAGAGAGAGAGAGAGAGAGAGAGGGAGAAGGGAGCAUAUUUCGUGUCAACUCUCUCUCUCUCUUUCUCUCUCUCUUUUUCCUUCCGACGAACCACCAAACACAUGCACAACCACAUACGCCAAAAUCCUUUUGCCGCCCGCCAAAAAAAAAUGGAAGCGAGGCGGCGGUUUUGAUCAAUUUUUUGACGUUCAGCUCUCGUUUGAUGCGCGACUCGCUUGCGUUUAUUUUCGGGUGGCCCAGAUGAUUUUGAUAUGGAGCGGAGGCUUUUGCAAUCUUUGCUGUUUCUCUCUUUUCCGUUCCUGUCCGCUUCUCUUCAAUAGUUCAAUAGUGUUCUGCAGAAGCGCUCCGAGUGGUGCAUCUAGUCGGACCAUUCUCAAAAUGCGAUGAGUCCACGUCAUGCCCCAUCCUCCUCCCACUCCCCCACUUUUCCACGGCAACGACGACGGCUCAGCAACAGAAGACGGCCCCUGGACUUUAGGAUAUCACUGAUCAUUCUCGCCCAGCUCCUCCCUUUCAUUGAUUCCCGUUCAGAAGUCUGCUGGGACAAGUUCGAUAUGAACUACCGGAAUCAGUGUUUGAACGGUGAGAUCCCUCUUGAAGACAUAAUUGAGAACUGCUCAUACAGGUCAAUGGGAACAACGCUACUACUUCGAUCAUGCCUCGUUGACGUGCCGGCAGUUUUGGUUUGACGGGUGUCGCUCCGAUUCCAGAAACAUUUUUGACGACGAGUUGACGUGUCAGUGGUUGUGCGAGUCGCAACCAAUGUACAAGUCUAGUGAGUUUUGUAUUAAGAUCAGACGAUGGUCCAAAACGGAUAACAUUAAAAAGGUUUAGCGUUGUUUUGUUUUGCCUCCACCCUCACUUUCAAACUUUUUGCCAAACAAACAAAUCUUGCCCGUCCCCUUCCUCUUUUUCCAAAAAAAAAGGCCGCCACAAAACAACAAAAAAGCACGCACGCUCUUGUCGCUCCCCGAACACGACACUCUGAGUGAUGAACUGGCACUUCCUCUUUAGGAUCGUGUCUCGAAGACUUUGACGAAGGACUCAAGAAAGAGUGCAACGGAGGUCGCUGGCGGCAGCAGUGGUAUUUCGAUAAGAAUGCGAAGGUAAGGUAGAAAAGAGAGUAUUACUGUAGGUGCAAUGUUUCCAGAAGUGCUUUCCGUUCUGGUACGACGGAUGCAAAGGCGAGAACGAGAACAUCUUCCAGGACGAGUUGAGUUGUUUGCACACUUGCGAGAAUCCGGCUAAGAAAGAUCGUGAGUCAUUCCAUAAUUGACAACUGUAUUUCAUUCCAUUGUCAGCCAAAAAGCCCUGGCACAACAACGACAAGUUCAAGAUGAAAGAGAUCAUCGGGGACAUAUAUAGUACGUUUUUCUCCUUAAUGUCCUUAUAUUUUUCCCCCAAAUCUCGUUUUUUUUUCAGAGCCAAAUGUCACUGACACGUGUCUUUCGAAGAAUCCGUGCAAGAACAACGGAACUUGCAUUUUCGUUUGGAAAAAAGACACGCACUAUUGUAAAUGUCCGCCCGGAUUCCACGGUAACAAUUGUGAGAAGGUUGUCGGUAAGAUCAGUUCAAAUGAGGAUCAAUCCCUCGAAUGCAUUGUUCAGACUUUGAUCCCUGUUCGUCGAAGCCUUGUCAGAAUGGUGCCACGUGUCAGAUCAAGUACAACGACGAUGACAUGGACGAAAAGCCGACUUUCGAGUGCUUCUGCGCCGCUGGAUUCGGAGGACCGAACUGUGAUCAGAGUAAUACUACAAAAAGAGUUUGAAAAAAGUAAAAGUGCUUCGAUUUCAGGACCCUGUGAGACCAAUCCGUGCCUGAAUAACGGAACGUGCCGAACGACCAAAGGGUACAGCACCUAUUUUUGCGAGUGUGCCUCCGGAUUCGGUGGAAAAAACUGUGAUGUUUGUGAGUGAUUCCUUCCUGCAUAUUACCAGGCAAAACAAAUCCGAUUUCAGCCAUCGGAAACACGCCGCCAGAAGAGAAGUUCGGAAAGAAUGUGGAGCAGAUUUCGAGUGGGAAAGAAGAAUGGAUUGCACAGAUGAGACAGCGGCUGAAGGAGACCGGCGGCGGCAUUGGGGGAGCCAGUGGGACCGGGUUGAAGGGUGGAAAUGGAACGGCGUCUGGAGCAGAAGCGUCCGGGGAGAAGGGCGGAGCGUCGGCGGAGAAGAAGCCCGGCAAGAACAAAAAGAGCAAGGCGACGCAGGUGGCCGAUGAGCCCUACAAAGGUAGGAUCUGGUGCUUUGCUUUACGAUCCGAAACGUCUUUUUCUAGACCCAGCGACUCGAAAACGAGAGCGUGAAGAGCGGGAGAAGAAGGAGGCAGAGGUGAAGGCGGCAGAGGAGGAAGAACAGCAACGGACGGCUUACGAAGAGGAGCUGGAAAAGAAGAAAGCCGAAGAAAUAGAGUUGGAGGCGAAAAAGGCGUUGGAGGCCGCCAACUCCGCGGACCAUUCCGCGAUCACUUUGAUUUUCGCUUUUCUUUUUAUAUUGAGAGUUGUUUAG